This is a messenger RNA of Lichtheimia ornata, 1053 nucleotides long. RefSeq lists its product as uncharacterized. NCBI's taxonomy places the organism in Eukaryota, Fungi, Mucoromycota, Mucoromycetes, Mucorales, Lichtheimiaceae. Gene Ontology annotation, cellular component: peroxisomal membrane. The transcript is spliced from 7 exons. The coding region runs from base 1 to 1053 and encodes 350 amino acids. Gene Ontology annotation, biological process: peroxisome organization. The record is from RefSeq and is a predicted model, not a curated record.
AUGUCUGCAAGUAGCCCUUUACGUGCAUCAACAUACCAUCGAUACUAUGACAAGUAUUAUCCACACCACAUAGAGCUCUUGGAAGAUCUAAUACGUGGUGUAUCGUUGGCCCUACCAGGACGUUUCGAGGAUGCUGACCUAUGUUCACAGACACUCAUUUCCGUGUUGAAUCUAUUCUUGCUCCACCAUACACACUUAUUGGCAAGGCGGCGUUCCGAAAAGGAUGAAUCGUUUGUGUUCAAUAAGCACGUUCAGGCGUAUUAUCGUUCUCAGUGGCCAUCCAAAACGGCAUCACUUGCCUUGAGCAUCAUAUCUUAUACGGAGGUGGUAUUUGAGCUCAUUCUCCAUCGACGCGUCUCUAGCAAGUCUCGGCGCUGGCGUUGGAUUGUAGGGAUUGAAGGAAUCAAAGCUAUUUUGCGUUUGGUGUUAUUCUUUCGCUCUGGAAAGCGCACAGUCAUUCAUCCCACACAUCUUGUGCGAAACACAGAUCCAUGCACAUUUGAAAGCAACGUUACCGACAAGCUUGAGCUGGCAACCCUUGACCCUCGAACAGGCACACCUUCCACAGCCAAUCCUCGAUUACUGACAACAUCCACUACUGCAUCAAGCACCACACCAAGAAGGGGAUGGGCACUUUUUGGAGAAAUAGUGUGGGUUAUUAGGCCUGUGGUAUAUGCAUUUAUGGUAAUGAAUACGAUACGUCGAGGAUCACACAAGGUCGUUGAAAAGUCUGAAGAGGAGGAAGAAACAGAAAAAGAUGAUGAGAUUGAGUGGAAACCAUGGCUAGUAUCAUUAUGCAUCGAUUUGCUAGCACGAACGGCACGUUCAAUGCAACCAUCAUCAUCGCUUGAGCAGGAUGAGUACAAGCGGCGAGAUUAUCUCUUGCUUUAUUAUUUAUUACGAGGCCCUGUCUACAACCUAUUUACCAGGCGGCUCUUGGAAAUGUUUUGUGAUGCGAGUGAACACCGCCCCCUGGUAUCGAUUCUUGCGACUGCAUUGAAUGAUUAUAGGCCAUUCUGGGAGCAAUCUUACUUUUACACAGCCGGGUCAUAG